AUGGUUCAAGAUUCAAUGGACUAUGCAAAGAAGUGUGAAGCUUGUCAAUACCAUGCAAACUUCAUACAUCAUCCUCCAGAGCCUCUACAUCCAACCGUGGCUUCUUGGCCGUUCGAGGCUUGGGGACUCGAUCUAGUUGGUCCUAUUACACCAAAAUCAUCAGCAGGACAUUCUCAUAUCAUUGCAGCAACAGAUUAUUUCUCAAGAUGGGCUGAAGCCAUUCCCUUGAGAGAGGCCAAGAAGGAGAACGUGGCAAACUUUAUUCAUACCCACAUCAUCUAUCGAUACAGUAUUCCUCACCGGAUUGUGACAAAUAAUGGAAGAUAA
Cucumis melo (muskmelon) is the source of this 327-nucleotide messenger RNA. RefSeq lists its product as uncharacterized. The record is from RefSeq and is a predicted model, not a curated record. Lineage: Eukaryota; Viridiplantae; Streptophyta; Magnoliopsida; Cucurbitales; Cucurbitaceae. The coding region runs from base 1 to 327 and encodes 108 amino acids. The transcript has a single exon. Gene Ontology annotation, biological process: DNA integration. Gene Ontology annotation, molecular function: nucleic acid binding.